Molecule: messenger RNA, 6228 nt
Organism: Cavia porcellus (domestic guinea pig)
Lineage: Eukaryota; Metazoa; Chordata; Mammalia; Rodentia; Caviidae
Gene: Asap1
Product: ArfGAP with SH3 domain, ankyrin repeat and PH domain 1
Exons: 30
Coding region: 166-3600 (1144 amino acids)
Biological process (GO): cilium assembly; positive regulation of membrane tubulation; positive regulation of GTPase activity
Cellular component (GO): cytoplasm; podosome
Molecular function (GO): protein binding; GTPase activator activity
Source: RefSeq, a predicted model, not a curated record
UGCGCUCGGGCACCCGGCCCGCGCCGCCGCCCGCCGCCGCCGCCGCCGCCCGCCCCGGCCACAGUCCGGUUCCGACCCGAGCGCCCGCCGCCCGGCCGAGCCCGCGAUGGAAUAAUGCCCAGCGGCCCGCCGGUCCCGGAAAUUUUCUGAUGUGACGGCUGAGACAUGAGAUCUUCAGCCUCCAGGCUCUCCAGUUUUUCGUCAAGAGAUUCACUAUGGAAUCGGAUGCCGGACCAGAUCUCUGUCUCCGAGUUCAUCGCCGAGACCACCGAGGACUACAACUCGCCCACCACGUCCAGCUUCACCACGCGGCUGCACAACUGCAGGAACACCGUUACGCUGCUGGAGGAGGCUCUAGAUCAAGAUAGAACAGCCCUACAGAAAGUGAAGAAAUCUGUAAAAGCAAUAUACAAUUCUGGCCAAGACCAUGUACAAAAUGAAGAAAACUAUGCACAAGUUCUUGAUAAGUUUGGGAGUAAUUUUUUAAGUCGAGACAACCCUGAUCUUGGCACUGCUUUUGUCAAGUUUUCUACUCUUACAAAAGAACUUUCCACACUGCUGAAAAAUCUGCUCCAGGGUCUGAGCCACAAUGUGAUCUUCACUUUGGAUUCCCUGUUAAAAGGAGACCUAAAGGGAGUCAAAGGAGAUCUCAAGAAGCCAUUUGACAAAGCCUGGAAAGAUUAUGAGACAAAGUUCACAAAAAUUGAGAAGGAGAAGAGAGAGCAUGCAAAACAGCACGGGAUGAUCCGCACAGAAAUAACUGGAGCCGAGAUCGCAGAGGAAAUGGAAAAGGAAAGGCGCCUUUUUCAGCUCCAGAUGUGUGAAUAUCUAAUUAAAGUUAAUGAAAUCAAGACCAAAAAGGGUGUGGACCUGCUGCAGAAUCUUAUAAAGUACUAUCACGCACAGUGCAAUUUCUUUCAAGAUGGUUUGAAAACAGCUGAUAAAUUGAAACAGUACAUUGAAAAAUUGGCUGCUGAUUUAUAUAAUAUAAAACAGACCCAGGAUGAAGAGAAAAAACAGCUAACCGCACUCCGAGAUUUAAUAAAAUCUUCUCUUCAGCUUGAUCAGAAAGAAGUAGGUGGUUUAUAUGUUCCCAGCAGGGCUAACAGUGAUUCCCAGAGCCGGCAAGGAGGGUACAGCAUGCAUCAACUCCAGGGCAACAAGGAGUACGGCAGUGAGAAGAAGGGGUACCUGCUAAAGAAAAGCGAUGGGAUCCGGAAAGUGUGGCAGAGAAGGAAGUGUGCGGUCAAGAAUGGGAUUCUAACCAUCUCACAUGCGACGUCUAAUAGGCAGCCAGCCAAGUUGAACCUUCUCACCUGCCAGGUGAAGCCAAAUGCGGAGGAUAAGAAGUCCUUUGAUCUGAUAUCACAUAACAGGACCUAUCACUUUCAGGCAGAAGAUGAGCAGGAUUACGUAGCGUGGAUAUCAGUGUUGACAAAUAGCAAAGAAGAGGCCCUAACCAUGGCCUUCCGGGGUGAGCAGAGCACUGGGGAAAACAGCUUGGAAGAUCUGACGAAAGCCAUCAUUGAGGACGUCCAGCGGCUCCCCGGCAACGAUGUCUGCUGUGACUGUGGCUCGUCAGAGCCCACGUGGCUUUCAACCAACCUCGGUAUUCUGACCUGUAUAGAAUGUUCUGGCAUCCAUAGGGAAAUGGGGGUUCAUAUUUCCCGCAUUCAGUCUUUGGAACUAGACAAAUUAGGAACUUCUGAACUCUUGCUGGCCAAGAACGUAGGAAACAAUAGUUUUAAUGAAAUUAUGGAAGCAAAUUUACCCAGCCCCUCACCCAAACCCACCCCUUCAAGUGAUAUGACUGUACGAAAAGAGUAUAUCACUGCAAAGUAUGUAGACCAUAGAUUCUCAAGGAAAACCUGUUCCACUUCAUCAGCUAAGUUGAAUGAAUUGCUUGAGGCCAUCAAAUCUAGGGAUUUACUUGCACUAAUCCAAGUCUAUGCAGAAGGAGUAGAGCUAAUGGAACCUCUGCUGGAAUCUGGACAGGAACUUGGGGAGACAGCCCUUCAUCUUGCCGUCCGAACUGGAGAUCAGACAUCUCUCCACUUGGUUGACUUCCUUGUACAAAACUGUGGGAACCUGGAUAAGCAGACCUCAAUGGGAAACACAGUUCUGCACUACUGUAGCAUGUACGGCAAGCCUGAGUGUCUAAAGCUGCUUCUCAGGAGCAAGCCCACUGUGGACAUCGUGAACCAAGCUGGAGAAACUGCCUUGGACAUAGCAAAGAGACUAAAAGCUACCCAGUGCGAAGACCUGCUUUCCCAAGCCAAAGCUGGCAAGUUCAACCCACACGUCCACGUUGAAUAUGAGUGGAACCUUCGACAGGAGGAAAUGGAUGAAAGUGAUGAUGAUCUAGAUGACAAACCAAGCCCAGUCAAGAAAGAGCGCUCACCCAGACCUCAGAGCUUCUGCCACUCCUCCAGCGUCUCUCCCCAGGACAAGCUGGCACUGCCGGGAUUCAGCACUCCGCGGGACAAGCAGCGGCUCUCCUAUGGAGCCUUCACCAACCAGAUGUUUGUCUCCACAAGCACAGACUCGCCCACGUCACCAACUGCAGAGGCACCCCCUCUGCCUCCUAGGAAUGCUGGGAAAGGUCCAACUGGCCCACCUUCAACACUCCCUCUAAGCACACAGACCUCUAGUGGCAGCUCCACCCUAUCCAAGAAGAGGCCUCCUCCCCCACCACCCGGACACAAGAGAACCCUGUCCGACCCUCCCAGCCCACUACCUCACGGGCCCCCAAACAAAGGCGCAGUUCCUUGGGGUAACGAUGUGGGUCCAUCAUCUUCAAGUAAGACCACAAACAAGUUUGAAGGGUUGUCUCAGCAAUCAAGCACCAGUUCUGCAAAGACUGCCCUUGGCCCACGAGUUCUUCCUAAACUACCUCAGAAAGUGGCACUAAGGAAAACAGAAACGAGCCAUCAUCUUUCCCUGGACAAAGCCAACCUCCCAGCCGAGGUUUUUCAGAAGUCAUCACAGCUGGCAGAGUUACCCCAAAAGCCACCCCCUGGAGAGCUACCCCCAAAGCCCACAGAACUGGCCCCCAAACCCCAGAUUGGAGAUCUGCCACCUAAGCCUGGAGAGCUUCCCCCCAAGCCACCACUGGGUGACCUGCCACCCAAGCCCCAGCUCUCAGACUUACCUCCCAAGCCGCACGUGAAGGACCUGCCCCCCAAACCACAGCUGGGAGACCUGCUGGUAAAGUCCCAGGCUGGUGACAUCUCAGCCAAGGCUCAGCAGCCCUCCGAAGUCAUUCAGAAGUCACAGCCAGUGGAUCUGUCCCCAAACAUGCAGUCCAGAGACACCAUCCAGAAGCAGGCAUCAGAAGACUCCAGUGACCUCACGCCCACUCUGCCUGAGACGCCUAUACCACUGCCCAGAAAGAUCAACACGGGAAAAAAUAAAGUGAGACGUGUGAAGACCAUUUAUGACUGCCAGGCGGACAAUGACGACGAGCUCACGUUCAUAGAGGGCGAAGUGAUCGUGGUUACCGGGGAGGAAGACCAGGAGUGGUGGAUCGGGCACAUUGAAGGACAGCCUGAGAGGAAGGGGGUCUUUCCAGUGUCCUUUGUUCACAUCCUGUCCGACUAGCAGAAAACAGAAGCUUCAGACUGCCUGCGUCCUUCACACAAGACCGCUGCCUCCAUGUAACCCCAUGCACAAUGUGUAUAUAGCUGCUGUUACAGAGAGACACUCGGGCAAGGGCCACCUCAGGAGAGGAUGUAGUGUGCUGUAAAUAUCUUGUGUUCUUCUGCCUUCGCCAGUAUUAGGGUAGCCUCGGCCCGGUUCGCCUUACUGGUUUGCCAAAGCCAUCCUUGGCGUCCAGCACUUACAUCCAUCUAUGCUGUUUUAUAGACAAACAGGGAAAAAAAAAGCGUAGGAACUGCUGGCUUUGCAAAUAGCAGUGGGCUCCAGGGGCCACUGAGGAGCAUAGAAUUGACUGUGUUCCCAACAGCGCAGUAUUCUCAACCAUGUUACCAACAAUGCAGCGUUAGCAAAGAGGUGGGUUCUGUUCUCCAGGUGACGCUUUCAGUUAGCUCCGUGACAGACCAGUCUGUAGUCAUCUGUGUACACAGUUUACAGCUACAAAAACCAACUGUGGUGUUUAUUAUAGGAGAGUGCCGAGUUAAAUGUUUUACACCUUUAGCAAAGUAUUCACUGACCCAAAACUCUCUGUAGCGUCUUAACGCACACAGCCUCAUGCAAGUUUCAGCAAGUGGAUCUGUACUGUCCCUGGCGAUGGGUGCCCGCCCUGAGAUAUUACCUCAUUAUGCAAAAACAUAUCCCAUGACUAUUUUCACAGAAGCUUAAAACACGUCUGAUGAAGUUUAACUUUCAGGAACCAGGACUGCCAGAAAAUACUAGCCUCUACCAUAUGCAUGCAUCUAGAAGCUUACCUGAAAUCUGCCUUUUAUAAAGGAAUAAAUAGUGUCAAUAAGUUAACUGUACAUUUUUUAAACUUGAUUGCCAUUAAAGCAGAAAUUAUAAGGUUUAAGAACAUUUGUUUCUAGUCACUCAUUUGACCUCCAGAGUAUGAAUUUACGUAUUAUGAGUCAGCAUCCGCUAAAUGUGUCAGAGCAUCUAAAGAUUGUUUUUACAUUGUUUUCUUAGUUCUCAGACAAAUUUAAAGGAUUAUUCAAGAUAAGGAAUUUAGAAAUCAACCCUUUACAGUUUUCCCAGUGUAGAAUCCAGGUGCUGAAACCAAGCUUUUCUUUCUCCAUUCUGUUUCUUAAACCCCAGUUGUAAAGUAACAUUCUCCCGCCUUAAGCUCUAUCCAAGACAAGUUCCCUUUAAGUCAGUUCAUAACCAAGUUCUGGAACGCUGCUGUGACUUGCACUGUGAAAAGGGCGCUCUCUCUCUGCAGAGCCCCUCCCUCCCUCUCUCUCUCCCUCCCCCCGCCCCCUCCCCACCCCGUCUGUGUGUCUGUCACUGCCAUGCUUGCGCGCACUCUUCUCUCCCAUGUCCUGUUCUUGUUUUGUUUACCGUCCCAGCCACGCGUGUCACCAUUGAGAACGUUGUACAUGUCUCAGUGUUGACCUCAGCACGAAUCUGGGAAGAGCCCAGCAGCUCUAUCACACAGUCGGUGGGCCGUUCAGAUUCCCAGGCGCAUUGCCGCUCUGGCAUUACAUUCACUUCAACUGCUAUUUCGGCAGCAGCACGGAAGACUUUUUAAGCAGAUAAUCUUGGCAAUGAAUGAGAAAUGUUAAUUUCACAGAAGCACAACUCCCAGCAACACUGUAGGAAAGGCCUGCUCUCCCAGCCACAGUGCUCAGUAACCGUUAAUUUACUGCUGCUUUACUGGUUACUAGGAACACUCACAUAGCCACCUGAACAGCAGACCUUGCGUGACAGACCUGCAAAACACCUAUCAGCUGUUAGAGGGAACUAGUUUUAAGCACUUGAUUCCUUGAUGCCAGGGCACAUGUAAACCCCACAGGAAACUAGGCGUGGGCAGCACCUGGCCCUGUGUUGGUUCCGCAAUGGAGUCCAGCAGGAGGCCAGCACUGAGGCUGCCCAGUGCACCUCUUCAUUCAUUAUACACUUUUAGUGACAUGAAAGAGCCGUUCUUUGUUGUGGCCUAGGCUGUUCUCAGUGAUUUGAAAAUAAACUGGCUUAUAAAACACACACAAAAGCUGUAUCUCUAAAAUGAUGUGGAAUCGAUGUCUGGUCCUCCCAUGUCAUAGCACCUCACAGAUGCGUUUUCAUAGCUUUCUCUUUCUGGUUGUGUUUUCAUUUCCAUCAGGAAAUUGAGUUCUCUAAGCCAGCUUACUGUAGGACAUAGGAAAAUUAAAUAGAAACACCAUUGGCAGUCUUGUUGUAUUUAAAUCUGAUCUUAUUCUUAAACUCAUGAGCCACUAUCUGCAAUUUUGUACAGGAUAUAGUAUUUUGAAGUUAUGGGACCUUACAAAAGAAAUAGCAAAUUAGUUCUUUCCUGGAAAUGGGAAAGUUAUGUUCUGCAAAUAGCGUGUCUUAUUUUACUGUUGAACAGCAAUUGCUAUUUAUUUUUUUAUUGCCUAGAACUUGGACACCUUGUAUAGGAAUCCUGCAGUGCCACUAGUUAGACUCCGGAUCCUCAUCUGGUUGUUGCCCCAAACAUCAGUACCCUUUUCAUUUCACAUGUAUUUAAUGUGACAGUUUUCAGUAAUGUAUGUGUUAAUUUCUACUUUUUUUAAUAUUUAAAAUUGCUUUUAAAUAAACAUAUUCUCAGUUGAUCCCAAA